Molecule: messenger RNA, 456 nt
Organism: Penicillium subrubescens
Lineage: Eukaryota; Fungi; Ascomycota; Eurotiomycetes; Eurotiales; Aspergillaceae
Product: actin-binding ADF family protein
Exons: 5
Coding region: 1-456 (151 amino acids)
Biological process (GO): actin filament severing; cell motility; actin filament depolymerization
Cellular component (GO): actin cortical patch; cytoplasm; actin cytoskeleton
Molecular function (GO): actin filament binding
Source: RefSeq, a predicted model, not a curated record
AUGUCGCUCGCAUCCGGUGUUUCCGUCCAGGACGAGUGCCUGACGGCAUUCAACGAGUUCCGUCUCAGCAAGGGCAAGACCAAGUACAUCAUUUACAAGAUCUCCGAUAACAAGAAGGACGUUGUUGUGGAUGCCGUCGGUCACGACCAGGACUACGAGGUUUUCCGCGAGCAGCUCGCUGCUUCCAAGGACAGCCAGGGCCGCCCCGCUCCCCGGUACGCUGUCUACGACGUUGAGUACGACCUCGGCGGUGGUGAGGGCAAGCGAAGCAAGAUCAUCUUCAUCUCCUGGGUCCCCAGCGACACCCCUACUCUCUGGUCCAUGAUCUACGCCAGCACCCGCGAGGUCCUGAAGAACGCUCUCAACCUGUCUGCCUCCAUCCAUGCCGACGACAAGUCCGACAUUGAGUGGAAGACCGUCCUCAGCGAGGCUAGCGGUGGCAAGGCUGGUAAAUAG